Molecule: messenger RNA, 978 nt
Organism: Penicillium lagena
Lineage: Eukaryota; Fungi; Ascomycota; Eurotiomycetes; Eurotiales; Aspergillaceae
Product: glycoside hydrolase family 5 protein
Exons: 1
Coding region: 1-978 (325 amino acids)
Molecular function (GO): hydrolase activity, hydrolyzing O-glycosyl compounds
Source: RefSeq, a predicted model, not a curated record
AUGCGCUUCAGCUUAGCCGCCGCCGUUGUCCUCUUGCUGGACUUGAGUGCGUCCGUCCACGGAAUCCCCAAGGUGAAAAGGUCAUCCAAUUCAUUCGCUGGCUCAAACCUGUACUUCCUUCAUGGUCUUUCUUCAUCUGACCAAGCCUCCUACAUCGACAAACUCGCCAGCGACGGGGCCAAAGUGAUCCGCAUCUGGGUGAACGGUCUCUCAAAAGGCUGCGUGAAAGGCAGCAACGUCGUUGACGACAUCUCCGAAUUCGAGACCACGAUCGGUGACUACAACUAUGACACACUGGCGAAGCUUGAUGCCGUCCUCGCGCAGACAUCAGCCAAAGGGAUCAAAGCGAUCAUUUCCCCACAUGAUGGCAAUGAUAUCCACGACAGCAGCACCGCGGGUAACGGGUGCGACAUCUACUGCUCGACGUAUGGGACAAGUUUCUACUCCAACUCCCAAGCCAAGACCCAGUAUGACGCGCGUAUUGCGGCGAUUCUGAACUACCAGUCUCCAAGCAGCGGGCAAAAAUGGGGACAGUGGUCCGAUGCCAUUCUCGCGUUCGAUCUUGAGAACGAGCCGUUCCAGUUCACAGACGAUGGCGCGAAUGAUGAUCCGUCGGAUUGGUUGUGUGGGCGGGCUCAGAACUUCAAGUCUGUUCUUGGGAGCUCUUCGGUCAAGGUUGCCACGGGCGGUAUUGGAGGAGAUCAUAGCCACGGCUAUAAUAUGUUGCCGGCAGCACUGAACUGUAGCUCCAUUGAUCUGAUGAGUAUUCAUAGCUAUGUUGGCGACGCAUCAACUUGGUCUGGCCUUCUUUCCGGUGAUGAAAAGGUUGCAGCUGCUGCGAACAAAUUGAUCUAUGUGGAGGAAUGGGGAGUGGCCACCUCCUACAACAGUGAUUUCGAUGAUCAGGCUGCUGCCAUCAACGGCGCUGGAUAUCCUUGGGUAAGUCUGCGCCCUCAAUUUAUGGAUUUUGACAGCUAA